GAUUUUAAUGGUUUUUCAGUAUUCGAGCUUUAAAAAUAGACCAGUCUGCGUGUAGUGGUUUUUAACGUCGGUUGACAUUCCACUACUGGGGAGGGGUAAAAAAGUUGUUUGGUGUGUUGACCCACACUGGUGUGUUCAUUUUGGAACUUAUUUAGUUUUUUUUUUCUCCAAGAGCGUUUCAUUUUAAUCAGUGACUUGGAUAUUUCGUUUCAUAAUACUAAUGUGUAAGACUUAUUCAUAGUAAAACAUCAAAGGACCACGCCUUUCGACACGGAAGCGUAUGUCUCACCUGUGAAGAUUUUAGGACGUUUAUUCUUAACAAAAGUUCAAUGGAACUAUAAAAACUGACGGCAAUUUUAGAAAACUUGAAAAAACAACAUGAAGAUGUACCUGCCAGCUUUUGCUGCAGCAGUUUUUGCCAUAAUUACAACAUGUACUGCAGAUGGACAUGGGUUGGAAUGUGAGGAAAGUAAAGGAUGGUUUAAAGGUUGGGACAAGUGUUACAAAAUAUUUCAUGGAGAUCACAUAAGGUCCUACGCAAGAGCAGAAGAAAUGUGUGAUAGUUAUGGAUCUCGUCUAGUUACAAUCAAAGACCAGCCAGAGAAUGAUCUCAUUGGUAGAAAAUUUACUGAAAUUCGUGCAUCAGAAGAUUCUUACUAUAUUGGUUUGGCUAAAAAGAAGUCGGAUGCUUGUGCUACAUGUACAGAACUAAGAUGGAGUAAUGGCAUGGAAGCGACGGAAACCGAGGGCUUCUGGUCCGAUGACCAACCUGACGACUCUAACGGGGGAUGCGUUUUUGCACACAAGAACAGUGAGGAUUAUGUAUAUGACCGACCAUACACAUUUUCCUAUAGCAACUGUAUGAUCCUCCGUGCAUUUAUCUGUGAAAAAAUGGCAGCACCUGAAGGCAGUUUCUUCUGUAUGGGUAAAGGCUACAUUAACGGCAAUAAUGUAUGUGAUGGUAAAACUGAUUGCGAGGAUGGUUCCGAUGAAAUGAACUGUACUUCCAGAUGUCGAUAUCAUCAUACUGGGGAACAGGGAAUUCUGGGACCGUUGAUUUACAGAGAUGCUACAACAUGCACUUGGGCAAUUGAGACUCCUCCAGGAACAAAUGCUCUUGUACAGUUUGAUAACUUCAACACUGAGUAUAAUGCAGACUUUGUGACAGUGAUGACUGGUAGCUUUGAUGAAAGCAGGGCAAUGAUUGUUGGCCGUAUAUCUGGAAAUAUCGGGAGAAAAACGUUCCGUAGCUACAACAAUAAAAUCUUCGUCAAGUUCUUCUCGGACUCCUCUGUCAGCAACACUGGCUCAAUGACUGGCUUUACCGGAACAUACGGAACCUUGAAAGAUGAUUCAGGCCAAAAAGUAAAUUUAGUGGCUCAGGAUAAUCCAAAAGAGUAUACUAUUAAAACAUUUGAUGUUGAAAACACCAACACCUUCCUCGGACAAAGAGAUUAUAUAAUUGUCAUAAGUACAGAAAAUAACUUUCAGUUCGGUCAAAUGAUAACGUUAGAGAUUCUGGACCUCAAGCUAAGUGAUGGUGACAUGGUUAUGUUCUUUGAUGAUGAAACUCCACGAGAUAAUAUUCUGCUGUCUACAAGUUGUAACGACGAGGAGCUUUGUCAAAACAACAAAGUAAUUUACUCGACAGAUAAAAAGUUGUCCAUUCUUCUGAGAACAAAUAAAAUGGUCAAUAAAGAUAUGGCCUUCAGGUUCCGGUACAGACAAGGAUGUUAUUAUGAGACUACUGAUGUUUGGGGAACAAUUUACACACCUGGAUAUACUGGAAAUAUUAACUAUCCAAGCUCUGUAAGCUGUGAGUGGAAAAUUACUACAAAUGUACCAGUUACAUUUUAUUUUGACAGCAAUUCUAGACUACAGUCCAAUGACUACAACCGGGACGUAAAUGGUGACUUCUUAAAGAUAUAUGAAAAUGGGCAAAUGUACGAAGGAUCACCAAGCAGAGGAUAUUCAACUAAUGAAUUUGCUGGUAAAGUGUUCAAUUUGGAUAGUGGUGUAACCACAAUUCACCUGGAUUCAUCUGUCACAAGAUCAGAAAAAGGAUUUAAAGCAACUUGGUCACCAGCUUGUCCUGACCCUAAUUAUGAUGAAAAUACGAUUGUGAAUCCACCGCCACUAAACAGAAACUACCGAGCUGUCACUACUGUCUCGUGUAAACUCGGGUACGCUUUUCAGCAGGAACAGAUACCUGCGGGACAAACAUCGUUAGAUAUUGAAUGUGGAUACAAAGGUGUAUGGAAGAAUUACAGACAAGUUCCAAGAUGUACACCAAGAUACUGUGGAGAUGUUCCAGUCAGCACUAACGGUUACAUAGUGUCAUCAACGGGGACAGUGUAUGGAAGUAAGGUUACUUAUGAAUGCAAUCCUGGUACAGUUGCUAGUGGCAACUUGGAAAUAACAUGUAGAUCAGAUGGUACCUGGGAAAGUCCUCCUAUUUGUAGAGCCGGAGGAUGUCCAAAUGGCGUUGUUAGUGAAACAAUCGCAAACGGGCAAGGUGAACGUAAAUUUGGAGAUGGAACAUCAAUUGGUACAAUAUAUGAGUACACAUGUAAUGCUGGUUAUGAGUUUGUAGGGCAACCAUAUGUUAUAUGUAAGGAUGAUGCCACUUGGUCUCAGAAUGGUGCACCCACAUGCAGACUUUUGACCUGCCUCCUACCAAGCAUUAAGAAUGCACUUUACAAUGGGUAUACUGCUGGUAACUUGGUAAAUGUUGGUAUAAAUGUUGGUGUCACUUGCAGCAAUGGUUAUGAGUUUGCAACAGAUAGUCCGCAAAGUGUCACAUGUAACAAUGACAGAACCUUGUCAGCUUUGCCACAGUGUGUAGACAAGGACGAGUGUACAGAUACAAACAUAUGCGGAUUCAAAUGUCAUAAUACAGAUGGAAGCUAUUAUUGUUCUUGUGACGCAGGUUAUACUUUAUCAACGUCUGACAGGAGAAGUUGUAAUGAUAUAGAUGAGUGUGCAUCUAAUCACGAUUGCGACGGAACGUGUAUAAAUGAGCAGGGAUCAUACAGAUGUGAAUGCAGUGCUCCAUAUGUGCUAUACACAGCAGAUUUGGUCUCCAAUUACGCUAUUCCACGAGGAGCAGGUGAAAGAGGAGAUUUAUCGACUGACACUUAUCAUAUUGGUCAUUCUUGUGUUUUGUUGAGUUGUGAUACCCCUGUCCAGAAUAUUGAAAACGGAAAGAUUCUUACAAAACGAGAAUAUCAUCGAUAUAGUGAUCAUGUAGAGUAUAAUUGUAACAUAGGCUUCACCCCUCGAAGAAUCGUACGUUUCUGCGGUUUUGAUGGACAGUGGACUGGAACCGAACCAGUAUGUCAAGCUGCAAGCUGUGCAGAGACUGUUCCGAAUUUUCUCCAAACAACACCUGUUGUUGAGAGCGGACCUUAUAACUAUGGUCAGCGCCUUACUCUACAGUGUACUGUUGGGGAUAACACUUUUGACAAGUACAGGUUCUGCACCUACAAUCCUAAUACUGAUGAUUAUGAAAUGCAAGGAUCACAAUAUGAAUGUGGAGUGAUUGAUUGUGGUACACCAAAACAGGCACCAGGGAGUUCCUAUGCUUUGCCAAGUGUUACAACAUUGGGAAGCUUCUUUGAUUUUACUUGUCAAUCUGACACACGUGAAGGGCAAACUCAGGCAGGGUCUGACAGUCGAGUCUUUUGUUUGAAAGAAGGAUAUUGGGACUUUGGAAGCUUGCAGUGUACUGGAGAGAAGUGUUUGGACCCCACAUACCCACCAGAUGGUGAUAUAAUAGCUGAUAGUUUUGCAGACAGAAGCACCGUUAGCUUUAAAUGUCUUAGGCAAGGAUACAGCCUCUCUAAUGAUGUGACCUUGACCUGUAAUAGAGACAACUUCUUUUCUAAUAAUGAACAAGUGCCCACAUGUAGAGACACAGAAAAACCGGUUAUCAACAAUUGUCCAACAACCCCAAUAUCGAUAAGAAAAUACGAGGCUCUGCCACCAAGGCUACCUCAGUUGACAGUCAGUGACAACACAGCCGUCCGCAGCUUCACCAUAUCUCCUAGCAACGCUAAUACAACUUAUUUUGUAAGCAAUAACUUACAAGUUGUAUAUACUGCAACAGAUUUUGCUGGUAAUGUUGAAACAUGCACAGUAAAUGUUGAAGUAACAGAUGAGGAACCUCCACUGAUAAAUUGCCCAGCAGAUCGUAUUGUGUUUAUGGACACUGAUAAUGAAGAAAAACAAUAUGAUAAGCUAAGCAUUGAAGAUGUUGUACCUCUAAAUCAGCGGGACCAAAUCAAGCAAUUUUUUGUUACUGGUGAACCAGAGAUUCUGAGGACUAACGAUUUGUACAGAACAUACACAUUUACUAUUCAAGUGGAAGACCAGGCUGGAAAUCAAGCAUCUUGCAGGCAGCAAAUUUUUGUACAGCCACGACCUUGUAGUGAGAUCUCUUACCCCACCCCUCUAAAUGCUAAGAAGGAAUGCACUUUCAGUGGAAAUACAAGGACAUGUGUAUUAACAUGUGAUGAUUUGUACACAUUUGAAGAUGGUAAGACAAAAACAGUACAAUGUUCUAGCGGAAGUUGGGGCAACACUCCUUGGAUACCAGCAUGUGUGAGAGAUGUAACUUCACCGGUUGUUUCUUGUCCAUCGUCAUCCACAAUUUCUAAUCUAGACCAAAGAGGUGAAACUUUUGAAUUUGAUUUUGCGACCAAUCUUGGAAAUUCAGUUGGUGUAAAUGAUUUAAACACAUAUGGUAAUGCACAAUUUAUUCCGGAGAAAUAUACAUUUACUGAGACAGAUCUGUACAGACCAAAGGUGGUAAUAGUUCAAGUGACAGAUACAGCAGGAAACACUGGGUCCUGCAGUUUUGAUUAUACAGCUGUUCCCCCUGUAUGCUCUGAGCUGUCUCUUCUUGCACCUAUCGAUGGAAGUAUUUCUGGUACAAGACGUGCAGCAACAAGUACACGAUCUGCUGGUUGGGAUGUUACAAUUACAUGUAACUCUGGUAAAAUUCUAAGAAAUGUUGGUGCUUCAACAACAGUGAGCUGCAAUGAUGGACAAUCAUGGUCUAAUAGUGACAUAUUUCCAAUAUGUAUUGAUGAUAAUGCCGGACCAACUCUGGCUUGCCCAACUUCUGCAUAUGAAAGAAUUACAACAGGAGAUGAUGAAAGGAGGAUUGUUUUUGCUAAUGAUGCUAAAUAUGCUGGAACUGCAACUGACCUCAGUGGUAUUGCUAGCAGAUCAUAUCAACCGGCCUUCAUUGAUGUUAACUUUAAUGCACUAAAUACAGUGAGACAAAUAUCCCUUACAGUUACUGACAAUGCAGGAAAUCCUUCAGUGUGUUCAUUUCAGGUGGCAAUUAUAGCUGAGGAAUGCUCACCAUUGGCGUUACCUACACCAGCUAAUGGAGCUAAAGCUUGCACUGAAACAUUUAAUGGAUGGUCAUGCGAGCUCACCUGUAAUCCUAACUAUUCCUUCUACUCGACAACACAAAAUACCAUCACAUCAUCCUGUAUAAAUGGCGGAGACUUUAACACUUACAUACCUGAUUGUGCACGUGAUGAUGAUACUACAAGUAAACAGUUCAUUGGGAAAAUGAGGUAUGAAUAUGUACCAGAAAGCACUUCAAUUACCAGCAUUCCACAAUCAUGUAUAACAGGCUAUAAAACUACAUUGUCGGCUGGUGCACCCUCAAUCCUAGACAGAAUGACAACACGUCUGAAAAAUUCUUGCGAUAACAAUUACGGUCCAUUCAAUGCAGACUUUGUACUUUCGUUCCUACCAGAUAGCACCGACGUGACUAUUCAAACUAAUGGAAGAACGGUUGAAAUGAUUUUUUCCUACACCAUAGUUUAUAGCGACACUUCUAUAUAUGAGAAGUGUGCGACCUCAUUCCUCAAUGAUAUUGAUGGAAUCGGCAACACUUAUCCUUUGAGUGGUAAUAUUCCAGCCAGUGGAAACUGUCCGGAGUUAAAAUGGGAUCAGGUAGCUGAAGGCGCAGGCCGGGGGUUAUUCUGUGCCGCACCAUUUUUUGCGUCCCUUACUAAUAAUGAACAAUGUGUCCGAUGUCCAUCUGGCACGCAGUCUAACGGAGAAUUUUGCUCAAUAUGCCCAAAAGGUACAUACAGGAACUAUGCAGAUGCUUCAUGCAUUCAAUGCCCCACUGGUUAUACAACAAGAUAUCCCGGUGCCUUAAAUAGUGGAUCGUGUAUCGCCCCUUGUACUGGAUCAAUUUCUACAACUGGAUUUAGUCCCUGUUUAACUUGCCAGAAAGGUAGCUACAGAUCUGACAGUUUGACAUGUCAGUCUUGUGGAUUUGGGCAGACGACAAAUGGAGAUGGCGCCACUAGCAUAGAUGCUUGUGUAUCUAGUACUAUCGAUGAUGUACCAUGCACAAUAGGGACUCAGCUGAAUGGCAACACCUGUGAACCAUGUCAAAUAGGUACAUACAGAAGUGUAAACACAUUAUCCAACACCUGUGUAGUUUGUCCAGUAGCUGGGACAAGUACUUAUAUUAGAGGAGCAACAUCAAGUAGUCAAUGCUAUGCAACAUGUAGACAAGGGUUUACAUCUUCAACAGGUUUAGCUCCAUGUACAGCCUGUCCUAUUGGUCAGUAUUCUGUAAGUUCAACACAAUGUGAAACCUGUCCAACAGGUUUUACAACAACAUAUGCCGGGCAGUAUCCUUGUGUCGAGAUCAGUUCACUCAGAAUAAAGUGCCCAAGAGGUACCUCAAGAGAUAUAAAUAGCCAGUGUGUAAACUGUGCUGAGGGAACAUACAACUCAAAUGAGGAAGGUUCUUGUACCUCCUGUCCUGCUACUGAUACAACUUUCUUUGCUGGUGCUACAGCAAGAACUAUGUGCAGAUCCAAGUGCCCGCCAGGAUUCUACUCAAGCACCGGGAAGGCACCGUGUACUCCUUGUGGUAUCGGCAGGUAUUCAUCAACAUUCGGAGCCACAGAUUGUACGCCUUGCAGUAUAAAUAAUGAUAUGAUAACCGCCACAACUACAUCAACUUUCGAUUCACAAUGCAUAAGAAAAUGUGAUGAAGGAUAUUUCUCAUUCAAUGGUUAUAAUCAGAAUGGAGCAUGUAGGCAGUGUCCCAGGAAUCACUAUCAGUCCCAGAAAGGGCAAGAUAGUUGUAAUCAAUGUACACCAAGUUCCUCGUAUUCUACAGAAACUGGUUUGACUUCAUCUACCCAAUGCCUUGCCGCUGGUACCCUAUGUAAUAACUACUGCUCAAAUGGAGGUAACUGUGUCAUUAGAAACAAUGAACCAGUAUGUGAUUGCACACCAGGCCAAUACUUUGGAACAAGAUGUUCGACUCAAGUUGAUCACUGUAGAUCAAAUCCUUGUUAUAACAACGGAAUUUGUUCAAGCACUGCUGCUGGUUACACUUGUGAUUGUAGAGGUUUUGCCACUGGAACAAGAUGUGAAACUUUGGUGAAAAAAUGCCAAACAGGUUCAAAUCCAAGUUGUAAAAAUGGUGGCCAUUGUAUUAAUAGACUCAAUUCAUUUUGA
This is a messenger RNA of Ruditapes philippinarum (Manila clam), 7512 nucleotides long. RefSeq lists its product as uncharacterized. The transcript is spliced from 40 exons. Gene Ontology annotation, molecular function: protein binding; calcium ion binding. The record is from RefSeq and is a predicted model, not a curated record. Lineage: Eukaryota; Metazoa; Mollusca; Bivalvia; Venerida; Veneridae. The coding region runs from base 379 to 7512 and encodes 2377 amino acids.